This is a messenger RNA of Rotaria sordida, 519 nucleotides long. The record is from the annotation of a GenBank genome assembly. Lineage: Eukaryota; Metazoa; Rotifera; Eurotatoria; Philodinida; Philodinidae.
AUGGCUGCUUUACAAUGGUCAUAUUAUUUUUAUCAUGAUAUUCCAUAUUUAUUUAAAACAGAUGAUGAUUUAAUUGUUGAUACAAUUUUAAUAUCAUCUGUUGUUAAAUUACUUUUAACAAAUACUUCAAAUGAUAAUUCUUUUAUUACAAAACAUCGUCCAACACUUCUAUCAAAUAUAAUAUUAUCUGAUCGAAUAAGAUUUUUUCGUGGUGGUUGGGCUAUGGAUUAUCAACCAACAUUACGUGGUGGUGGAAAAUUUGGUGUUAGUGAAAAAGUUUGGCCACAUCCUGUACUUCCAGCAUAUUGUUCUGGUUUUGGUUGGUUUAUGUCAAAAUAUAUUCGUGAUCAACUUGUAAAUGUAUCAUAUACAUAUCCAUUACAUAAAACAGCUUGGAUAGGUGAUGUAUUUAUAUCAGGAUUUUUAGCUAAAGAAGCAAAUGUAAAAUGUACUGGUAUUGCAAUUGAUUUUGAUCAAACACCAUCAGCUAAUUGUUCAUGUUUAAUGGUUAAUGGUUAA